Molecule: messenger RNA, 2635 nt
Organism: Python bivittatus (Burmese python)
Lineage: Eukaryota; Metazoa; Chordata; Lepidosauria; Squamata; Pythonidae
Gene: FOXN1
Product: forkhead box N1
Biological process (GO): regulation of transcription by RNA polymerase II
Molecular function (GO): DNA-binding transcription factor activity, RNA polymerase II-specific; transcription cis-regulatory region binding
Source: RefSeq, a predicted model, not a curated record
UCCUUGGAUCCUCUGGAGAGCGACCCAUGCGGUGACCGAAUGCAGGCCUGCGAAGAGUCAGGAUCCCCUGCCCGGCAGGAGCAUCCAGGGUUCCACUGCCAGCCAUCUGAUGGACGCCGCCGGCCAGAGAGAAACCCUUCUGGAUCCCCCUCGAGCUCCUCCGGUGCCUCUUCUCCAUCCCCCGAGCAGCUCUAUGCCCGGUUUCCAGCAGGCCAGCCCAUACCCCCGGAGACAGCUGCCUACAAGGUCCCUUCGCCGGCAGAGUUGUUCAGGCGCUCCAGCUACGAGGAGAGAGGCCCCUCUGGCCGCUUCCCCAGGAACGCUCUCCGGACCCCUUUCCACCCUUACAAGAGGCAGUUCCUGGAGGAAGCCUUCCCUGAGGCCCACCUGGCCCUCGUGCUGGAGGCCGGGCUGCCCCACGCUGCUGGCCAGGAAGGCUUUGAGGAGAUGGCUGGCCUGCCAGGGACCAGAGAGGCCGCCGAGGGGUUUCCUGCACAUCUUCCCCACCUCGGCCCAGAACCAGCCUGGAGCAAUGGGCUCCAGUACAAUAGUCUGGGGCAGGAACCCCAUAUCCAGCAGGCCAUGGAGGCAGAUGCCAGGCUGAAGACACCCCCCCUGGAGGAGCAGCCCAGCCUCUCCUGCUACCAGCCUCACGGACUACCAGGGUACUGCGCCUCGCACCCCUUCCACCAGUACCUCGCCAGCAGCAGCUACCCGGUCCCGCUCCUCUCAGCUCCCCACCACCCCUACCAGAGGUUUGCACCGCCUGGCCCCCAGCAGCUGUCACCGCCAUCCCUGUUUCCAAAGCCCAUCUACUCUUACAGCAUCCUCAUAUUUAUGGCGCUCAAGAACAGCAAAACUGGGAGUCUGCCCGUCAGUGAGAUUUACAAUUUCAUGACCGAACACUUCCCUUACUUCAAGACAGCUCCAGAUGGUUGGAAAAACUCAGUCCGCCACAACUUAUCUCUGAAUAAAUGCUUUGAGAAAGUGGAGAACAAGUCUGGCAGCUCCUCGAGGAAAGGCUGCUUGUGGGCCCUCAACCCAGCCAAGAUUGAUAAGAUGCAGGAGGAACUGCAGAAGUGGAAAAGAAAAGACCCCGUGGCUGUCCGGAAAAGCAUGGCCAAGCCAGAAGAGCUCGAAACGCUGAUAGGCGAGAAGUCGGAACAGCUGCUGGCCUGCAGUCCAGCUGGAGCUGGGGGUCCCUCCGUCUCCGGCCAGAUGUCGCUCCAGCAGCUGCCUCUGUAUGCCCAGAACGGACAGGCAGCCCUGGACUCCCCUCUGCCCGCUCAGAGCCCUCCUGGGUGCGGGAUGAAGGCGCACGCGGCAUCCCGCCCCGUGCAGGAGAUGCUGCUGCUGGAAGGCGACCUCAGCACGGAUGUCGAUGCCCUGAACCCGUCCCUUACCGGGUUUGACCUCCAAGGGAACCUUUGGGAGGCGCUGAAAGACGACAGCCUGGCGACGGACCCCCUCGUGCUCAUCUCGGCCUCCCCGACGGCGGCCCAGGGGGACUUCCCGGCUCCCUGCCCGGUGGAUGCCAGCCACGGCGGUGGCAAGCUCCACCCUCCGAGUGGCUCCCAGCACCACAACUUACCUGAUGUGCAACUGACCACUCUCUACUCUGCCUUCAUGGAGCUGGACACAGGACCGGGCCCCUCCUACCUGAACCCUUCGGGGUCCAAACCUGUCGCUCUAGUUUAAAACACCACAUCAGACAGUGGGUUGGGCCACGGCCGAAUUGUGCUGAGAUCCCGCACGAGGCCGUUUGCUCUGAGUGCCAGCCAGCAAAACCAAGCAAGGCCUCCCAGCAACGGGGCCAGGGAGCCUCCAAACACGCCUAAGUGCCACUUGAAAGCGCCCUGUGGCAUCAGCCCCGUGGCCACAGGCAAAGGAAUGGCUCACCACAGCCUGAAGGGUCAUCAAGAAAACGCUUUGGCUGAAACAUGGUCGGAGACACCAGACUAAGGGCCGUAUUGGCGCAACCAUCUGAACAGAGCCACAUGCUGAGACUGGCAUUCUGGAUGCACUUUUGAAGCUAGCCCGGGAAGGUGGAGGAGGAGGGCCUGGGGGGAUGAGGGUCAGCCUUCCCCAGCCGGUGCCGGGAGCUGCCUCGGCUUGGGCGUCGCAAGCCCCAGCCAAGGCAAGGCAGGCUGAGGGCCGGCGCACCAGGAGGGCUCCUGCUUGGGGAAGGCUGGCACGGAGGAAGACUUAGCCCUAGAAGGACGUCACGCUCGCUUGGCCUAGGGAAACCGGCCCCAUGCCCAGCGCCUUGGGGUCCACAGGCAGUCAGCGGGCAGGAGGUGAAUCUGCUGGCGAGCUCUGUUCUUAUUAUUUUUGUCGAAAGCAUUUUUGGAAAAUUUUCUUAUUAGCAUACACAUUAGGAACGUAGAACAUUUGACCAAAGUAUUCACUCUUCUGGCAAUUUUAAUCCUACAAAGUCAGAGAAAAAGUAGCUGUGAGACGAGCUUUGAAUUGAGGGGCUGAAGAAGGUGGGCCAAAUCUUUGGGAAUGUAACAGGUCGUGGGGUGAACCUUAUUUAUGCAAGACACAUCUCCAAAGGGCAUUUACACCCAAGCUAUGCUGCGAUUCAAGGCCCAUUUAUUUGGGAGGAAACCCGGUGAGAUGUGCUUCGGGGUGG